Molecule: messenger RNA, 1440 nt
Organism: Histoplasma mississippiense
Lineage: Eukaryota; Fungi; Ascomycota; Eurotiomycetes; Onygenales; Ajellomycetaceae
Exons: 2
Coding region: 1-1440 (479 amino acids)
Source: RefSeq, a predicted model, not a curated record
AUGGCAGCUACAGUCCAUGUCUACCGCAUUCACGAUCCGGAACCCUCCGUGAUUCCUCGCACUGGGCUAUCCCCUCAGUAUGCCUAUGGAGCCCAUGUGUUUCGUUGGAAAGAGUAUUUGUUUAUCACCUCCAACAAGAAGCCGAAUGUCUCCGGAGUCCAAGACAUUUCUUUGAAAGGGCUCAGCGAUGAGCAAGGCUUUCUCCACGCUGCAGCUGCUUCUCGGAAAGCACCUCAAGUUGUUGAACAAGCAUAUCUGGAGAUUAUAAAUAACGAAGAGCUCGCAGGAGAAUUUACAGCCGUCUGUGACCGUUGCGAUGCAGUGAUGAUCGAGUAUCUGGAAAUCGUGAAGACCGAAUGGUUGAAAUUUGCCGAGGCAUUCGAGUCUGGGCUCCAAUGCCUUCUUCAAACGACUAAGGAGGCAGAAGUAGAGAAGGCCCUAAAGCAGUUGAAGAAUUGUCUGCAUAUCCUCAGAGAUAGCAUGGGAAACGUCACCCACGAACAACAAACGGAGAACAUCCAACACCCCAAGAGCUGGGCGCUCGACUCCCUCCUCUGUCUUCUCGGGGAUUGUCUAGGCAGGAUGGAAAUGAUCAAAUGGGCAUUCGAUAUGGCUAAACCAUCUAAAGGGCCAUAUGACCUGCUCCGUCUUCGGGGUGAUUUGAUGUACAUCAAGGGACGAUACAAGCAGGGGAUAGGGGAACUGGACGAGAACCUGGCCCGUCUGACGGCAAAUGACGAUGCUGCAACAUCAACCCUGACCGGAAGGCCUACUGUCCACCAAAGUCUUCUGCAUCUAUGCAUUGUUCUUCUUGAGUCCCAGCCUUCAAUCACAGCCCACCGCCUCAGACGGCAGCUGGAUAUUAUGAACUGGCAGCCAACCAACUGGGAAAAAACCUGCAAUGAAUCCGAUGAUCUUUCUGAUGACAAUUACCUUGAUAUCGCGCUUACUUUAGAGGACCUCGAGGUAUUUGAAGGCAUCAGAUUAACAGGAGAGAUGGUGAAGGAACAGUACACAGCUCUGAUGAGAGAACUGAGAAGGCUCGCUGGUGAUAUAGCGCCUGGUGUACCCAAAAGUGAUGAUUUUUCUCUCGCUGCGAACGUGAUCCUAAUCUGCACAUGUAUUGGGGUCCAUGCGGUCGCCCCCCAGCUGGAGGACGAUUUCUAUGCCAGGACGGAUUUUGAGAAUCAUGCUGCUGAGCUCAGCAGAUCGCCACUGUACCGGGAAAAGCGGAUCUCUUCUGAGGGCGCAGCAGACGAACUCGACCGCAUUAUCCUCCCUUUACGACCCAACAGAGACCCGGCUCCGUCCCCUGAAAUCAAAGACAGCGAUGUCUCUCGCCUACCACUGCCUGAGAGGCGGUUGGGUAAAAGACUGAGUGAUGGCGAUUUAAGCCAACAGAAACGGUCGAAAAUGUCGGAGGCAAGUGAUUUCUGGUGA